Messenger RNA from Geodia barretti, 804 nucleotides. Lineage: Eukaryota; Metazoa; Porifera; Demospongiae; Tetractinellida; Geodiidae. The record is from the annotation of a GenBank genome assembly.
AAACUGGCCACCAGCUAUAUUGGGUGCGUGGGUCGAGACGAAUACGGGAAACAGCUAGAGAAGGCGGCCGCGGAGGACGGGGUGAAGGUCCAGUACAUGGUGGUGGUCGAUAAGCCCACUGGGACGUGUGCUGUUGUCGUGACGGAAAAGGUUCGAUCGCUGGUGGCAAACCUGGGUGCCGCCAACUCGUACAAGGUGACCCACUUGCAAGAAGCGGAGAACUGGAAGCUGGUGGAACGUGCCCGAACCUGCUACAUUGCAGGUUUCUUUCUCACAGUAUCGUUGGACUCCAUCCUGGCCGUCGCGAAACAUUUCUCGGAGAACGAAAAAACGUUUGUCAUGAAUCUCUCUGCUCCGUUUAUCAGCCAGUUCUUCAAAGACCAGCUCCUUCAAGUGAUGCCCUACAUCGAUAUUCUCAUAGGAAACGAAGCGGAGGGCGCUGCAUUCUCCGAGGCCAUGGGCUACAACACAAAGGAUCUAAAGGAAAUCAUCCAGAAGGCCGUCGAUCUCCCGAAAGAGCGAAAAGACCGUCCACGUGUGGUCAUUUUCACACAAGGCCCCGACCCGAUUCUCCUGUGUAAAGACGGCAAGGUUACCGAAUUUCCAAUCCUUCCUGUCGCAGAAGAGGAGAUCCUCGAUACUAAUGGAGCAGGAGAUGCGUGGGUUGGGGGACUCCUCUCCCAACUAGUCUUCGGGGCCAGUAUUGAGGAGGCCAUCCACGCUGGAAACUAUGCUGCCAAUGUCAUCAUCAAGCGCUCUGGUUGCACGUUCCCUGAAAAACCAGACUAUAAACCUCCACAGUAG